AUGAAUCAUACCAAUGGUAAUCAUUCAUCUACCAUUAAAACUUCAAAUUCAUCAAAUACUAAUCUAUCAAAACAAAAACCACAAUUAAAUUCAAAUAUUAAUAAUAACAAUAACAAUAACAAUAUCAAAACUAAUAAUUCAAAUACAACUACUAAAAAUUCAAGUUCACCAAUAUCAUCAUCAUUAUUAACUAUAUCUGAUUCAAAUGCAUCAAACUCGAAACAAUUAUUAAAUACAUAUAUUUAUGAUUUUUUAAUUAAACAAAAAUUACCUCAAACUGCUAAAAUAUUUAUAAACGAAGCAGAAAUUCCUUCAUCAUCAAAACAAUCACCUCAACAGCAACAACAACAACAACAACAACUGCAACUGCAACCUAAUCAAUCACCACUGCAAUUAAAGUUUUUCAAAGAUAAUAACUUACCUAAAAUGUCUUUAGCAAUGGAUUCUCCUCAAAGUUUUUUAUUUGAAUGGUGGCAGAUAUUUUGGGAUAUUUUUCUGAUUAAAAAUUAUGGAGGAAUUAAUUCAGUAGAGAAUGGUAAUAAUAAUAAUAAUAGUAAUAAUGUUAAACAAAAUUUAGCUCAAAAAUAUUAUCAAUUACAAUUAUUAAAACAGAGACAACAACAACAAGAAUUAGCUAUGUUUAUGCCUGGGGCAAUGGGGAAUAUUCAACAACAACAACAACACCACCACCAACAACAACAGCAACAACAGCAACAACAACAUCAACAACAUUUACAACAAUUACAAAUGCAACAACAACAGCAACAGCAACAAAAUCAACAACAACUUCACCCUCAAAAUCAACAAAUACCGUCACAUCCACAACAGAUGCCGCAACAAGCUAUACCUCAACAACAACCACAAGGACCACAACCACAACCACCUCAAGGUUUACAAGGACAACCACAACCACAAGGACAAUUUCCAUCUCAAAAUCAACCAUCACAAAUUACAAAUCAACAAGUUCCUAUCCCAAGUCCUCAAAUGCAACAACAACAGCAACAACCUCCACUUUCUUCUUCAUCGACUACUUUUCCUAACAUGGUACCUCAAAAUGCUCAACAAUUGUUUAUGAUGAAUCAGCAAUUACAACAACAACAAAACGGUCAAGCUGGCCAAGCACCUCCUCAACAACCACCUCAGCAACAACAACAACAAGGUCAAAUGAUGAAUCAACCACCAAAUUCAGCUGUUGAUCAGCAAAGAAUGAUGAUGAUGAUGAAACAACAAGCUGCUGCUGCUGCUCAAAGACAAUUAAGUUCAAAUCCUACAAAUGGAGACCCUCAACAAAAACCAAUGCCUCAACAACAAAUGGCUGGCGGAAAUAAUCCAAAUAAUUUAACCUUACAACAACAGCUCUUCUUACAACAACAAUCACAACUCCCACAAAAUCAAAUACUGAAAAAUUCUUUUCAACAACAAGCUCAAAAUCAAAUGAAUAGUUUACGUCAACAAGCUGCAGUGGCUGCUCAACAACAACAACAACAACAACAACAAAAUCAAUUCCAAACCAAUGAUAAUGUAUCAAAUCAUAAUUCACCUGCUGCUCCGUGGUUACAAUUACAACAAACUCCUCAUAUGAUGAAUUCUCCCAUACCCAAUGGUAACAAUCAAAAUCAACAAAAACAACAAUUUGCACCUCAACAAAACACUAACAUAACUCCAAACACUACAGCAAAUACUCCAUUACCAACUCAAAAUGCUCCACCAAUUGCAAGACAAACCAAUUCAACAUCAAAUAUAAAAGGUAAGAACGGUAAUGUCAAUUCUAAUGCAACAAAUGGUAAAUUAGCCAAAAAUCAAGUAAAUCCAAAUCAACCACCACAAUCAACAGGUAUUAAUACAAAUGUACCAAAUGGAAGAAAUAUGAAUGCAUUACAAGAUUAUCAAAACCAGUUGAUGUUGUUAGAAAAGCAAAACAAAAAGAGGUUGGAAAUUGCUAGAAAUACUGGUAAUUCAGAUACAAAUUUAAUGUCAAAUGGUAUGUUACCACCUCAACAACAACAACAACAACCACCAAACCCUUCCCCAGCAAUAUUCAACGCUCCACCUCAACCACCACAACAACAACAAAACUUCACAACCCAAAAGCCAUCACCAGCAACAUCAAACCCUUCUCCAUUAACUGCAAAUAAACCAUCACCUGCAAUGGGAAACAAAAAACCUAAAAAGGAAUCAACUGGAAAAAGAUCAAGAAAACAAAGUAUCACUGGCUCAACACCUCAACAACAAGCUCAUACUCCAUUAGCUUCACAACCAUCAAGUGCCGGCACUGAACAACAACAACAACAACCAUCCCUUCAACAACAAAGAAGAGGUUCAAACACUCCUAAUAUAGGUAAAAAAGAAUUCACUCCAUUAACUCCAGUAAGUGAACCAAUAGCAGAUAAUAAGAAAAAAAGAAAAAUGAAUACAGUUAAUGAAUCACCAAGAAAACAACAAAAAAAUUUAUCAUCUACUUCAUUAUCUUCACAAGCUAAUGGAAUAGGGAAAAAAAUAGAUACAACAAUAAAAGAAGAUUCCAAAGAAAAUGUACCAACCACCUUAGAUUUCAAAAAAUCAAGUGAUGAUUUCAGUUCUGCUAUAAUUGGAUCUUCAGAAAAUGAUAAUUUAUUCAGCGUUGAUUUAUUAUCUGAUCCCACUUCAAAUCAAAAUCAAAGUCAUACUGCUUCUAGCAACAAUAGCAUAUCUAAUAAUUUAGGAUCAAGUGGUGGUAAUGGUGGUGGUGGAGCACCACAAAAUAGUUCAAGUACUAAUUUUGAUGAUAUUGAUUUUGAUAUUAAUCAAUUAUGGGGUGAUGGACCUGUUGAUGUUGAUUCUAAUUCGUUGAAUGAUAGUAUUGGUGGGUUUAAUUGGAAUGUUGAAAUUGAAAAUGGUGAUUAA
Molecule: messenger RNA, 2883 nt
Organism: Lodderomyces jiufengensis
Lineage: Eukaryota; Fungi; Ascomycota; Pichiomycetes; Serinales; Debaryomycetaceae
Gene: FLO8
Product: Flo8p
Exons: 1
Coding region: 1-2883 (960 amino acids)
Cellular component (GO): nucleus
Molecular function (GO): protein binding
Source: RefSeq, a predicted model, not a curated record